This is a messenger RNA of Camelina sativa (false flax), 609 nucleotides long. The record is from RefSeq and is a predicted model, not a curated record. Lineage: Eukaryota; Viridiplantae; Streptophyta; Magnoliopsida; Brassicales; Brassicaceae.
CAAGGAACAGUGAACUAUCACUCUAGUAAUCAAACCGAAAAAAUUUCUUCUAAGGAUCAAACCACAUGUAAUGAUGAUGGAUGGAACGAUGGCUGGUAUAUGACUCCUGAAACGCAUUACUCUGCUGCUGAAGAAGUGGAAGCAAGUGCUGUUGGAAAAGAUCAAGGAAUGGGCAUUCACGGCAAGCAGCAUGCUUCCAGAAGCAACAAAGAUGGAGGAAGUAACUAUGGUGACCCUAAAAAAGCCAAUAAGAAGGAUUUCAAUAAAGCUCAUAUGCAGAACUCUGGCCAGGGGUUUAGUCAACCAGAUCUUCCCGUUGCUUCAAAAGAAAGCCGUGGCCCUGGAGAUCAAGUGUGGCAUACAGCUAAUAGGACAGGUAAGUAUGGAGGUCGUGAAAGUACGAGGGAGAAAACUUAUGGAUCUCAGAAAAAAGAUGUUGCUGGAUACGAGCAUCAAGGGGUUUCUACAGAACAGAAAAUGACACCAGCUGAUACACAACAAGCCCAGUCGCAAAACCGAUCUACCAAUAAGGAUGUCCAGGUUGAGCAUAAUCCGAAUAGUAUGUUCCAAAAGAACACAGGGCAGGGUCGACGAUUUGGAAGAGGGCAU